Colossoma macropomum (tambaqui) is the source of this 1492-nucleotide messenger RNA. It is a transcript of the gene ifi35, whose product is annotated as interferon-induced protein 35. Bases 160 to 1290 code for a protein of 376 amino acids. NCBI's taxonomy places the organism in Eukaryota, Metazoa, Chordata, Actinopteri, Characiformes, Serrasalmidae. The transcript is spliced from 10 exons. Gene Ontology annotation, cellular component: nucleus. The record is from RefSeq and is a predicted model, not a curated record.
CUCUGGUGUUUUUUGCUCUGUUUACCGAAAGCUGGGCUGUUUAUUGGAGAUAAAGAGGGGGGAGAGUUUAACGGUGUAAAUCGGGGUAAUGACGCUGUGGAUGAUCCGCUGAAUUCGGUUCUAUAUGAAGAGCAAAGCGAGCCCGGGGCAGCGGAUUAUAUGCUGUCAGAAAUGUCUUCUGAUGAGGAUUUCUCUAUUGUAACUGGUGAUGACUUAAAGCUUCAGAGAGUCCAAGAGAAGAUUGAAAAGCUCAAGGCGGAUCAUGACGCCCUGCUGAAAGACCAGAAGCUACUCUUGGACGCCAGGAACAGCAAUGUCCAGUUUACUCAGGAGUUCCAGCUGCGAGCUGAGAACCUCAGAAAGAACCUGGAGGAGGAGAAGCUCAAAAAGGCCGAGGCAGAGAAGAAGGAGCAGGAGAAGCUGGAGGAUCUAAAGCAGGAGAACGAAAGGCUGGAGAUGGAGCUCAGGAGUGUGGACCAGAAACUGAAGGAUUUGGAGGAAACCAAUCAGAGCCUGAGGCAGCAGACUGAGGUGUCCACUGCAGUGCCGGAGAAGAAGGUCGUAUUUAACGGAGAGACGGCUAAUGGAGCUCAUGCUUCGGGUUUCGAUUUGAAACCCCACAUUGUGUAUCCGAUGGAGGGGGGCACUGCGCUCAUCACCUUUGAGGAUGAAGAAGUGGCUGAAAAGAUCCUGGCUCUAAAGGAGCACGAGGUGAUACUGGGUGACUGCAAAAUUGUCGUGCAGGCCGAGCCGGUGCGCUUCCUGGUGCCUGAUGUGGUGGAGAUGGACACUCAGGUUUGCCCGCGCCGCAUCCUCGUCUCCAACCUGCCCAACAAAGAGAGCAAGGAACGGAUCCUGGAUAAGCUGGAGAUUCAUUUCUCCAAAAGCAAGAACGGGGGCGGGGAGGUGGAUGAGAUCGACAUGCUGGAGGACUCUGGAAACGUGGUCAUCACCUUCGUAGACAGCAACAUUGCCAAAGGCCUUACAGAUAAACAGACUCACGAGGUGGAGAUGGAAAGAGGAAAGAAGCACAAAGUGAAGGUCACCCCCUUCCUCAACGGCGACAUCACGCUUCUCCAGACUCGUAACGUGGUCUGCGACAAGACGGUGCUCCUGACGGGAAUCCCCACUGUAAUGGAUCAGGACAACCUGCAGGACCUGCUGGAGAUUCACUUCCAGAAGACCGCCAACAGCGGAGGAGAAGUGGACGCCAUCAUCUACAACCCUGAGGGCCAGAAGACUCUGGCCGUGUUUGAACAGGAUUCUUCUGAAGACGAGCAGAACCAGUGAGAGUGACCGGUGCAGCCUGACCGCAGCCAAACUGUGACAAUCUCGAUAUAUGCUGUCAUUAUUUAGCAAUAUGGCUCAGUUCAGGUUUUUGCUGCUAAUAUAAGAUUGAGGAAGAUGAUGGAUAAUUUUGUGAUGAUUUUAUCCAAUUAUGCAAAAGUUUAGACGCACCUGUCCAGUGACGCUGUUAUUGAUUUUUAUAAGU